Penicilliopsis zonata CBS 506.65 is the source of this 1326-nucleotide messenger RNA. RefSeq lists its product as hypothetical. Gene Ontology annotation, biological process: L-histidine biosynthetic process. Lineage: Eukaryota; Fungi; Ascomycota; Eurotiomycetes; Eurotiales; Aspergillaceae. Gene Ontology annotation, molecular function: metal ion binding; histidinol dehydrogenase activity; NAD binding. The record is from RefSeq and is a predicted model, not a curated record. Bases 1 to 1326 code for a protein of 441 amino acids. Gene Ontology annotation, cellular component: cytoplasm. The transcript has 2 exons.
AUGAAAUACCUCAAACGCUCUGCCCCCCCCGCGACCGCCGUCGAUGUCUCCGCCAUCGUCCACGGCGUGAUCGCGGAUAUCCGCAAGAACGGAGACGCUGCCGUGCGCCGCUACUCGGACAAGUUCGAUCAAUGGUCGCCGGCCUCGUUCCGGCUGUCUCGCGCGGAGAUUGAUGCCGCCAUCGCAGCCUGCCCUGCGCAGACCAUCGAGGAUAUCAAGACCGUCCAGCGGAACGUGCGGCUGUUCGCGGAGCAGCAGCGCGAGUCCAUCACCGACUUUGAAUACGAGAUCCAGCCAGGUGUCUUCCUCGGACAGAGGAACCUGCCGAUCCAGCGGGUGGGAGCGUACAUUCCGGGCGGAAGAUACCCGUUGCUGGCAUCCGCGCAUAUGACCAUCCUCACGGCCAAAACCGCGGGGGUCCCCCAUGUGGUCGGAUGCACGCCGCCGAUGGCAGGAGACAUCCCGAACGCGACGGUUGCGGCCAUGGCGCUGGCAGGCGCAGACGAAAUCUACCUGCUGGGCGGCGUGCAGGCGAUCGCAGCCAUGGCCCUGGGCACCGAGUCGAUGGCCAAAGUGGACUUCCUCGCGGGGCCGGGCAACGCCUUUGUUGCCGAGGCCAAACGGCAGCUCUUCGGCGAGGUUGGCAUCGACCUUUUCGCGGGGCCGACGGAGAUCCUCAUCGUCGCCGACGAGACGGCCGAUCCGUUCACCGUCGCGACGGAUCUGCUCUCCCAGGCGGAACAUGGGCCCGACACCCCCGCGGUCCUCAUCACCACGUCUCCAUCCGUCGGAAGAGAAACGAUCUGCCGGGUCCAGGAACUGCUGCAACGGGAUCUUUCCACGGCGGAGCUGUCCCAGACCUCCUGGGAGCGCUUCGGCGAGGUUGUCGUCGUUGAGAAUGACGACAAGGAUGUCCUGGAUACUGACGACGGCAAUCACGGGCUGGUGGACGCCGCCUACGCUGUCGCCGACACAUACGCCAGCGAGCAUGUCCAGAUCCUCACGGCGGACCCGCGCCGCGCCCUGGCCAAGAUGACUGCGUACGGCGCAUUGUUCCUCGGCGCCCGCACCUGCGUCUCAUACGGCGACAAGGUGAUCGGCACCAACCAUGUGCUGCCUACAAAGAAGGCGGCGCGCUACACCGGCGGCCUGUGGGUGGGCAAGUUCCUACGCACCCUGACCUACCAGGAAGUUCGCGAUGACCGCGCCAGUGGCGAGCUGGGGAGAUUGUGUGGGCGCGCAGCUCGGGUCGAGAAGUUUGAAGGACACGCCCGUUCGGGGGACAUCCGCGCGCACAAGUAUCUCGGAGACGAAUUGGGGUGGUAG